Messenger RNA from Neoarthrinium moseri, 1350 nucleotides. RefSeq lists its product as uncharacterized. Bases 1 to 1350 code for a protein of 449 amino acids. The transcript is spliced from 3 exons. Lineage: Eukaryota; Fungi; Ascomycota; Sordariomycetes; Amphisphaeriales; Apiosporaceae. The record is from RefSeq and is a predicted model, not a curated record. Gene Ontology annotation, molecular function: iron ion binding; oxidoreductase activity, acting on paired donors, with incorporation or reduction of molecular oxygen; heme binding.
AUGACUCGAGCGAGAACCUAUUUUGGCAAUGUUAGAGAGCCAUUCGCGUUGACGAUUCUUGGAAUGAAGACUUAUGUUCUCACUAAAGCUGAAGACGUGGGCGAAGUCUAUCGGAACAACGAUACGCUCUCAUAUGAGGAGUUUGUUCAAAUGAUGAUGCAAAUUCUGGGAAACUCCAAGUCUGCUGUAAAGGAAAUGUUCAAGCCGCUCUCAAAGGACAAGAAAGGAUAUCCCAAUCCUAAAGAAAAGCCUCUAGGCAUACUGUUCCGAGAGAUGCACAUCCACCAGCUGUUUCCGGGGGAAAAUCUAAAUUUUCUUGAAGAUCGGUUUUACAGAUUUUUCUACGAUCAACUCGAAAAUAGCGAGCUGAGGAAAGCCUCGUACGCUAUCCGAAAGUCGUCAGACAUCACCAUUGUUCCACUUGUUCAAUGGUGUUCGGAUUAUUUUGCUAAGGCUGGACAAGAUGCUUACUUCGGGCCUAGACUCGCUGAUUUGGAUCCCAAUUUAACCGAUGACUUCAUCAUUUUUGAUGAGUUAAGCUAUCAGGUCAUCUAUCAGUACCCUUAUUUCCUCGCCAAGAAAAUGCGGGCAUCACGGGAUCGAAUACUUCAGGCAUUCAAGAAAUACCUAGAGAUACCGCACGAGAGAAGGGAGGGCGCUGCAUGGUUCGUCAAUGCUUCAGAGGAGGAAAUGAACUAUCUGCACUUGUCAGACGAAGACAAAGCGAUCGCUAUUAUGACGAUCUACUGGGCAAUCAACACGAAUAGCCGCAAGGCUGCGUUUUGGUUGUUGGCCUAUAUCAUUCAGACACCUUCGUUGGUCUCAAUAGUCCGAGAGGAAACAGCACCUGCGUUCAAGCCUAAUGGAAACGUGGACUUCGAGUACCUACAUGCUUCAGUGCCACAACUGGAUGCAAUGUGGACCGAGAUGCUUCGAUUGUCUGCUUUCGCGGCGUCCGUACGCUACAUUACAGCUGACACGAUCAUCGGAGGUAAGACGCUUCGUCGGGGUAACCGACUCAUGGUCCCAUAUCGCCAACUCCAUAUGAACGAAGCCGUGUUUGGUGAGGAUGUCGAGCAGUUCCAUCAUGAAAGGUUCUUGAAAAAGCCCAAGCUAUCACAGGGCAAUAGCUUUAGGCCCUUCGGUGGUGGAAGUACUGCUUGUCCAGGCCGACAUAUUGCCAAGCGGGCUGUUCUGCUCUUCACCGCUAUGGUCCUGCACAGGUAUGAUAUCAAGUUGGUAGAUGGGCAGAAGAUGAUGGAAGCGGAUCUGACGAAGCCGGUUCCUGGGCUCAUGUCACCAAAAUUGGGCGAGGAUAUGUUGGUACAACUCGCACCAAGGAAACUUUGA